Cyprinodon variegatus (sheepshead minnow) is the source of this 1682-nucleotide messenger RNA. RefSeq lists its product as uncharacterized. The transcript has 2 exons. Lineage: Eukaryota; Metazoa; Chordata; Actinopteri; Cyprinodontiformes; Cyprinodontidae. Bases 155 to 985 code for a protein of 276 amino acids. The record is from RefSeq and is a predicted model, not a curated record.
GAGAGAGGGGUCGUCUUUCUUUCCUGACAUUUGGUGAUAAAUAACCACCGUUUUUUCAACUAAAGAACAGAGAAAAGAAGAUUUUUCCACCUAAUCCUAAAGGAGAAGACGUUUAUCUUCCUCCCUAAAGAUUUUUACAACGUUGGAGAGCAUUAUGCAAAACACAGUUUGCAUGGAGGCCUUGUCAGCACUCUCUGGGUGCAAUGUCGAGGCAACAACCGGACCCUCGCAGCUCACCUCACAGGAUUUUGUCAACAUUGUAGCCCUCAGAGAGUUCUACAAACAGGAGGGAUUUCAGGAACUAGAGUACCCCAGUUUGGGGACAUUAUCCUUGCAAGACAUGGAAAAUCAGGACAUGUACAGCUCUCCACCAGCCCUGACUGGUGAACCUGUGGUGAGCCUUAGACCAACAGUUAGGGUCAAUCCCCAAGACUUCUUCCAUCCACAGUUUGACUACGAUUUCACCAACAUAAAGGAUGGUGAUAAGACAUUUCUGCGUGGAAAUGAGAAGUACAUUCGCCCCUGUGGAUGGAAACGAUUCGCCCUGCGUGUCCUAGACAAGUACCCAGAUGGGAAUAAUUGGCUUGGGACAGGGACCAACGCCUGGCCAGUCUCCUACCAUGGCCACAACAUGGACGGCUCGCUAGGUAUCAUCCUCACCCGUGACGGCCCACCAAACGACGCGCCAGACUUUCUGGAUGCCUGCGCUGCCUCUCUUCUAAAGCCAGACACCAAAGGCAGAGGGGUGUACUCCACAUCAGACAUCAAGAUGGCUGAGAAGUAUUGCAAGAUUUUCAAGUCCAAGGAGGAUGGGAAGCAAUAUAAGGUGGUUCUUCAGAACCGUAUCAACCCAGAAAAAAGGCAGAAGUGCCAGAGAGAGGAUGUGUGGUUGGUGUACAUCCCUGAAGGCUGCAACGAUGUGCAAAAGAAAGCCCUCGUGGAGGAUUCCCUCCGUCCUUAUGGGCUGCUGCUGAAGCAGCAAUAACUUUUUGGAUAAUUGGUACUCGAGGUUUUCAGGGUUAUCAUCAUGGUUUUCACCUCUGGAAAAAUGAAACGCUUUAGAGGAAAUGUAUGAAUUCCAUGUCCAAAUUUCUUAACUUAGGCUUUAUUCUUUUCAGGAAAAGUUCAAUUCGAGAUAGCAAGAUGGAAAACCAGGCUUUGCAUUAUGGACACGUUCCUCUUACAUACAUGAACUCCACCUUCCUUGAGUUGAAUUUUAAGGUAUUAUAAACAUGCAUCUUCUAAAGAUACUUCGAAAUACUACUGUUAAAAUAAAUGAUGCAUACGGAUAUAUAGAGAUGCUUUGUCAAUUUAGUUUCUUCUUUGACUGCAACUUUUUACUCUCUGUAAAAUGGUGCAAUUGCAACAUAUUUUAGAUAUUAUUGCACAUAACUGAGGUGACUUGACAAAAAAAAAUAUAAAUUCUUUACACUGGAUGCUUUUUACUCUCAAUUAUACAAUGAGUGAUAAACCUGUCAUAUCGCAAAAAUUAUUGAAGUAAUUUAUUGUUCCUUUAAAAUGAAAUUGUCGCUAAAAAUUAUGUUUUUUUUAAUGGUCUGUCAUAUUUUCUAACAGGUCUAACGUUCCAGUUAGGCCUGAAUGACAGUUCAAGGUUGUCUGUUAAGUCUCAACUUUUUCCUAAAACUCUGUAACUGAGUAUGAAUGAAUGUAAUAAAAUGGAA